GGGGCGGCGGCGGUGGGCGCGAUGCCGGCGGAGGAGGAGGCGGCGGGCGGCCCGCGGCUGUGCGGCUAUCUGCAGAAGCUCUCCGGGAAGGGGCCGCUGCGGGCCUUUCGCAGCCGCUGGUUCGCCUUCGAUGCGCGGCGCUGCGCGCUCUGUUACUACAAGGGCCCGCGGGAGGCGCAGCCGCUGGGCCGCCUGGAGCUCGCCGGGGCCGCCUUCCGCAUCCACGACCCGCCCGCGCCCGGCCCGGGCCCAGGACAGCAGCCGCAGCCGGCCGAGGAGGAGCGGCGCGCGGAGGAGAACGGCGCGCCCGGCACCGCCUUCGAGGUGCGCGGCCCCGGCGGCGACGUGGCCGUCCUGCGGGCUGCCACGCAUCAGGACAUGAUGUACUGGCUGCAGGAGCUCCAGCAGAAGAGGUGGGAAUAUUGCCACAGCCUUGACGCUGCCAAGCGGUACAGCCGGACGUCGCCCACCCCUGCUGGGUGCUCCAGGGGACUGGUGGCCAAGGACAGUCCUGAUUGCACGGUGUUGCCAGCAAAUGCUUCAGCGGAGAACGCCCGCAACAUCCUUGCCGUUGAGAUUGCCCCCACGGAGCUGGUGGGGGAGCAAGCUGCCUGCCUGCCCGCCCCGGGCCACCCCGGCCCCAUCAACUUCUCCUUGAGGCAGCUGGGCACCGAGAUCAGAAAUUCUGUGUCUUCCUUAAGAACCGGAAAAGGAAGUGGGGAAAACCGCAGGAGUGUUUUUUACACAGAAGAAUGGGAAAUGCUGGACCCCACCCCAAAAGAUCUGCAGGAAUCAGCGGCUCAGGAAGAAAAACGAAGGCUGGCAGCCGAGACCAGCAAAGGUGGGACCGGCUCAAGCUUCCCCUUUGACUUUGGCCGCCUCCCGCACAAGGCCAGGCGUCCCUUGAAGGACAGCAUGGCUGCCAGCAAAGGCCGAGGCAGCCAGGAGGCCCCCCCUCGGGAGUGGAGCAGAGGCCAGCCGGCCGCAGAGAUGCAGCUGAAACUGCAGAGCCAGCAGGAGGACCUGGAGCAGCUGAAGACGGAGCUGGCCAGCCAGAAGGAACUGGUGCGGCUCCUGCAGCAGACGGUCCGGUCCUCCCAGUACGACCGGUAUCUCGCGGGGCCCCUCUGCGACGGGAGUGCCAAGGGCCACUUGGAGCUGCUUCACCAGAAAGACCGCCAGAUUUGGGGCCUCAACCACCAGCUGGAAAAGCUGAAUCUGGACAAGGAGCACCUGCAGCAGGAGGUGGCCAGCCUGAAGUCCACGUUGGGGGAGCUGGGCGAGCAGCUGGACAUGCUGAUGGAGACCAUCCAAGCGAAGGACGAGGUGAUCAUGAAGCUCUCCAGGGAGCUGAGCGAAUGCGAGUCGUCCUGGCAAAGCGGAGCCCCCCCUGCCGACGCCUCCCCCCCCCUCAGCAAGGAGCAGCAGGAGCUCAGCAAGCUGAAGGACAGCCUGCAGGGUUACAAAACCCAGAACAAAUUCCUAAAUAAGGAGAUCCUGGAACUUUCUGCUUUGCGAAGGAAUGCUGAGAACAGGGAGAAGGAGCUGAUGGCGAAGCACACUAGCCUGGAAGCCCAAAUGUGUCAGGUGGAGAGCAGGUACCUGGUUCUGCUGCAAGAGAGGAAGACGCCGGUGUGCUCGGAGGAGCCGAACCCCGACAGCAACCUGGUGGCCCAGCUGCUGGAAGACGCCCUGAAGGUGGACAGCGGUGAGCUGCCUGCACAGGCUUACUUCAAGCCCCACAUGGUCAGUGAGUACGACGUGUAUGGGUUCCAGACAGUCCCGGAGGACGAGGAGGAGGAGGAGAGGCUGGUGGCGAAGGUGCGGGCUCUGGACCUGAAGUCCUUGUCCCUCACGGAGCACCAGGAGAUGUCCACGGGUGUGAAGUGGGAGAACUUCCUGGCCGCCACUGUGAACAGGGAGAUGGUCCGGUCGGUGGAGCUGAAGAGCCUCAUCCGGGGCGGGGUCCCCCACGAGCACCGUUGCCAGAUCUGGAAGUGGUGUGUCGGCCUCCACGUGAAGAAGUUCAAGGAGAGCAGCCCCCCCGGCUACUUUCAGAGCCUGCUGCAGAACGCGCUGAAGAAGCAGAACCCGGCCUCCAAGCAGAUCGAGCUGGACCUCCUGCGGACCCUGCCCAACAACAAGCAUUACUCCUCGCCCGCCUCCGAGGGCAUCCAGAAGCUGCGGAACGUCUUGCUGGCUUUUUCGUGGCGGAACCCAGACAUCGGCUAUUGCCAGGGGCUCAACAGACUGGCAGCCAUUGCUCUUCUCUACCUGGAGCAAGAAGAUGCCUUCUGGUGCCUGGUGACCAUCGUGGAGGUCUUCAUGCCGCGGGACUAUUACACGAAAACACUGCUUGGCUCUCAGGUGGACCAACGCGUGUUCAAGGACCUGAUGAACGAGAAGCUGCCCCGGCUGCACACACACUUUGAACAGCACCGGGUGGACUUUUCGCUCAUCACCUUCAACUGGUUCUUGAUCGUCUUCGUGGACAGCGUGGUCAGCGACGUCCUCUUCAAAAUAUGGGAUUCCUUUCUCUAUGAGGGACCAAAGGUGAUCUUCCGGUUUGCUCUGGCCCUCUUCAAGUACAAGGAGGAGGAGAUCUUAAAGCUGCUGGACUCGACGUCCAUCUUCAAGUACCUGCGGUCUUUCACUCGCACUGUCCUGGACGCCAGGAAGCUGACGGGCAUUGCCUUCAGGGACCUCAACCCCUUCCCCCUGCGCCAGAUCAGGAACCGGAGGGCCGUCCACCUGGAGAAGGUGCGCCUGGAGCUGCUGGAGCUGGAGGCCAUGCGUGAGGACUUCCUGCGCGAACGGGAGACCCACCCAGAGAAGAGGGACCUGAUCAGCGAGGAUGAAGAAGACGGCUGAAGGGACCUCAAAGGACUCCU
Protobothrops mucrosquamatus (brown spotted pit viper) is the source of this 2891-nucleotide messenger RNA. RefSeq names its product TBC1 domain family member 2B (gene TBC1D2B). NCBI's taxonomy places the organism in Eukaryota, Metazoa, Chordata, Lepidosauria, Squamata, Viperidae. The coding region runs from base 22 to 2871 and encodes 949 amino acids. The record is from RefSeq and is a predicted model, not a curated record. The transcript is spliced from 13 exons.